GACUGCUGAUGUUGGAGUAGCUGGAGAGGGUCAAUGUGUUUGAGUCCACUGGAGCUACAGGUUUGACUGAGCCACAUGCGGACACUGAAUGUCAGGCUAGUCAGCAGCAUGAGGCGGCACUAAUUAAUAGCGCAGCACUGGGCAGACGACUGGGUGCUGGAUGGUCUCUGUACCCCGACAGAGAGGACAGGACGUGCGCGGGUCAUAGACUGUGUGUACGCCAAAUGACAUGCGAGCCAUUAUAAUGUGGUCCAACAACUUACGCUUCUCGUUUGGAAACCAGUGGUCUUAGUUAUUUGGCUAUACCAUUUCUUCACCCAUCCAUGUUCUUUACCAAGGCACACAGGACCAUAAGGACAUGAGCUUUCAUGGUUACAACAACGCCGUAAUGAGCAGCAAAGCCUUCUGCACUGUGUUAAUUGGACUUAUUUUAAGACUCAUGGUCUGUGAUGCAGAAUGUGAAAAUAAUUUUCGUAAAAACAUAACAAGAUGUUUAUUUAAAGACCAUUGGAUUGCGGUCAAGAACUUCACACCUCCUGCUGAAUCUGAAAAGGACGAGCAUAUUUUACUCUCUGUCAUAAAUACUCUUUGUUCCACCUGGAAGCAGAAUGGAGAAAGACUUAAGAAUGAAUGUAGGAAUGAUGCAAGGAACUGCACUGAUUGCCUUGAAAAAGUUAUGUGGACAUAUGGAAAUAUCCUGAAACGCUUUGCAAGGCUGAACAACUCAAACGAAACAGAUAAUAUUACCAAGUUUUGUGAGAACUAUACCUGCAAAGAUUCCUAUACAACAUAUUUUAUCAGAACAAUUGACUUUGUGGACAUCUGUUAUAAAAUAUGCAACUGGAAUGAAUCAUUGUCAGCUGGCAUCCCAAAGUGCCCAAACAUACAGAAUUCUACAACUUGUUCGUGCAUUAUCAAGGAAGCCACCCAUACCACUAUACCAUCUACAAAUGAAAAUGUGUCAUCUCACUUUUCUGUUCCUGUUCCUACUACUAUGAGUAAGUGUCCUCCACCACAUUCUAUAAACUGA
Molecule: messenger RNA, 1030 nt
Organism: Electrophorus electricus (electric eel)
Lineage: Eukaryota; Metazoa; Chordata; Actinopteri; Gymnotiformes; Gymnotidae
Source: RefSeq, a predicted model, not a curated record